AUGAAAGCCAGUUGCCAGUGUAUUUUAGUUUUUGCCGUAUUAGUUGUUGUGCCUUACAGUAAUGGAAGAACACUGCAAUGUCCUGAAAUAUGUAAUCCUAGGCGUCGUGAGGUUUGUGGUUCGAACGGUGUGACCUACACCAACGAAUGCUUCCUGAAUAGAGCCGGUUGCUUAUCUGAUUCACCGGUCCGAUUUCGUCAUAGAGGCCGAUGUAUCGGCAGAAAUGUCAGUGGUAUUGAUGAAAGAUCUCUAAUUAACCUCAUUAAACAUCAAAAGAGUGGUCGGCAUAAAACAAGCGAUAGACAACGCAAACCACAACACCAGUGGGAACAAAUUAAGGGAGUUCGAGAACUCAUACGACGACUCUUUGGGUUUAACUUUAUAGAUGUGGAAGCGUUGAAGACUUUUAGUAGUCAUCGGAAAAAUGUUGAUGCAAAAGAAUAUCGAAUGGAAAAGCCACCCAGUGAAGGUUCUUUGUCCUCGUUGUCGGAGUAUACAACAAAACAUCAUGGAACAACAACAGACGAUACAUUGGGAGAAAGACGGCAACUGACAUUUGCUAUUGCCAGCAGUAAUGAUAUUGGCCAGACUACAAUGAUAGAGGCUUCUAAGACACAACCAACUGUACCAGACUGUAAUCAUUCGAAGAGUGGUAUUGUGGAACGUGCCACAAAAAUGCCAUCUGUACAAGAUUAUAGUACUCUACAGAGUACCACGACAGUUAGUUCUACAAGACAGCCAACUACACGAAAUGAUGAUACUCAAGAUAGUAUCCCAACAGAAAGUUCUACUACAGAGCCAACUACACCAGACUGUAGAAUUGAAGAGGGUACCACAACAGAGGUUUCUACAACAGGGCAAACUACACCAGACUGUAAUACUCUAGAGAGUAUCACAACAGGAAGUUUUACAACACAACCGACUACACCAAAUUAUGACAUUCCGCAGAGCACCACAACAGAGAGUUCUGCCACACAGACGUUUAGUGAGGCUAAUACUCCAGAGAGUACCAUAACAGUAAGUUCUACAACAUAUACAGCAACAUCAAAUUGUGAUAUUCCAAAGAGUACCACAACAGACAGUUCUACUACAAACCCAGCUACACCAAAUUGUGAUACGCCAGAGAGUUCUACAAUAGAGCUAUCCACAGAUAGUUAUACUCCAGAGAGUACCACACCAGAAAUUUCUACUACACAGCCAUCAAGAGUUUGUAAUACAUCAGAGAGUACCACAAAGGAAAAUUCUACAACAGAACCAAUUACAGCUAGCUAUAAUGCUCCAGAGAGUACCGCAACAGAAUUUUAUACAGCACAAAGAAAUGCACCAAAUUCUGAUACUCCACAGAGUAUCACAACAGAGAUUUCUACAACACGGUCUAUUACACCAAAUUGUGAUCAUCGAGAAAGCACCAGAACAGAGGCUCCAACAAUACAGCCAACUACAUCAAAUUGUGAUAUUCCAGAGCGGAUCAGAACAGGAACGUCUGCCAUACAACCAUCUACUGAGUACAAUGUUCCAGAGAGCACCACCGCAGAAAGCCCUACUAAACAUCCAGCUACACCAACUUGUGAUACCACAGUGAGUUCUACAAAAGAACCAUCAACAAAUUGUAAUAAUCCAGAAAGAACAAGAGAAGUUUCUACAACACAACCAUCAACGGAUUCUAAUACUCCAAACAUUACCACAAUAGAAGUAUUUACAACACAACCAUCAACAAAUUCUAAUACUCCAGGCAGUACCACAACAGAAAUUACUACAACACAACCAUCAACGGAUUCUAAUACUCCAAACAUUACCACAACAGAAUUCUUUACAACACAAUCAUCAACAGAUUCUUAUACUCCAUACAGUACCACAGCAGAAAUUUUUACGACACAGCAAUCAUCAGGUUGUAAUACUCCAGAGAGAACCACAAUAGAAAUUCCUACAACACAGCCAUCGACAGACUCUAAUACACCACACAGUACCACAACAGAAAUUGCUACAACACAACCAUCAACAGAUUCUAAUACUCCAAGCAGUAGCAUAACAGAAACGUUUACAACACAACCAUCAACGGAGUCUCAUACUCCAUACAGUACCACAACAGAAAUUGCUACAACACAACCAUCAACAGAUUCUAAUACUCCAAGCAUACCACAACAGAAAAUGCUACAACACAACCAUCAACAGAUUCUAAUACUCCAAGCAGUAGCAUAA
Messenger RNA from Octopus bimaculoides (California two-spot octopus), 2199 nucleotides. RefSeq lists its product as uncharacterized. The record is from RefSeq and is a predicted model, not a curated record. NCBI's taxonomy places the organism in Eukaryota, Metazoa, Mollusca, Cephalopoda, Octopoda, Octopodidae.